AUGAAACUUCACCACAAUCUACUUCAACGUCUACGUCAACAACAUCUACUUCAACGUCAACAACAUCUACCUCAACGUCAACAACGUCUAUUUCAACGUCAGCUCCACCAGCUUGUUCGCGAUGUGUGGCAGUCGGAGACUGUAUGCUGUCUUCAGGGAAUUGCACAGCAAAUUCAACAGGCAUUCAACACUACACAUGUGUUGACGGUAACAACAACAGCUGUGAAAAUAAAACCUGUAUACCAACUUAUGAACCAGCGUGUCGUGAAUUUAAUUCUAUUAACGUCAUACACUUUAACCGAAGCGCAAAAAUCUAAAAUGAAUCCGCUAAUGCGAGUGAUACCAGUUCCAUUACCCUUUCGUUAUCAAUUUACAGACGUUAAUAAUCCGUACAAAGUUCUGUGGGUUACAGACAAAGGGUAUUUAACGCUUGGUACACCAUUUUAUGCAAUCGAACCAGUAGAGCGUGUGGAAGGCAUUCCAGCAUAUAUUGCGCCCUUUUGGACUCAUUUUGUUAACGUAAAUGAGACGUAUAUUUCAGCUACGGUUUACAAUGGACUGGUGAAUGCUCCUGAUGCUGUACGAAAUGUUACGAAACGUACUGUCGAGCGGCAAUAUAAAGAAAAUGUUAAUGAUAGCACUCUCGCGUUUUAUCGAGUGAUUAAGUUAGAAUGGAAAAACUUAAUAACUUAUGUAGAUAAUAUAUCUAACCAGAGUGACAUAUUAAAUCUCGAAUUUAGUGCGUAUCUUAUCAAUGGACUGAGCUAUAAUCAUAGUUAUUGGGAUUCAUUUCUUCGAUUUGAGUAUCAACUAUCAGAUCUCCAGAAUCAGUCCAAAAGUCCAGAUUAUCAACAAGUUUUAUUCGGAUAUCGAGAUGGAAGUCCAAAUGGAAGUUAUCUACAAACAAGCGUGUCAUUCAGUCAAAACAUUACAGAAUUUUUAAGUGAAGCAAACGGACUAUUAGUAUAG
Messenger RNA from Didymodactylos carnosus, 969 nucleotides. The record is from the annotation of a GenBank genome assembly. Lineage: Eukaryota; Metazoa; Rotifera; Eurotatoria; Philodinida; Philodinidae.